This is a messenger RNA of Gossypium raimondii (Peruvian cotton), 483 nucleotides long. RefSeq lists its product as uncharacterized. The transcript has 2 exons. Bases 1 to 483 code for a protein of 160 amino acids. NCBI's taxonomy places the organism in Eukaryota, Viridiplantae, Streptophyta, Magnoliopsida, Malvales, Malvaceae. The record is from RefSeq and is a predicted model, not a curated record.
AUGGUGACCAUUCGUACUUUUCUUUCGGUGGCAGCAGCAAAGAAAUGGGAACAUCAUCAAAUGGAUGUUCAUAAUGCAUUCUUGCAUGGAGAUUUAGAAGAAGAGGCAGCAUGGAAUCAAGAAGGGAUUUUUCUUUGGCAAUGCAAAUAUGCUUUGGAUAUUAUUAGUGAAGCCGGAUUAUUGGGUGCUAAACCAUCUGGUUUUCCCAUCAAACAAAAUCAUCAUUUAGCCUUGGCAGAAUUGGAGAAGUAUCGAAGAUUGGUGGGAAGAUUGAUUUACUUUACUCUCACUCAACCUGAGCUAUCCUAUAGUGUCUAUAUCUUGGCGCAAUUUAUGCAUCAACCAAAGGAAGCUCAGUGGAAAGCAUUUUUGUGCGUGGUUCAUCAUUUGAAGGGAAGUCCUGACAAGGAAUACUUUUACGAGCUGAUUGUGAUCUAUGAUUAUAUGGUUACUGUGACAUUGAUUGGGGAAGUUGUCCUUUAA